CAACACUGUCCUUUACCGCGAAAAGUGCGGUACCUUUCCCAUCGUAAGCCUGAGCUGGCUAUAGCCAUUAUGGCUGCGGUUUAUUCGGAAAAGGAGUGCAGUUUGCAAUCAAAUAAUGAAAAUUUGUCUUCUGAACAUGCGAAACGUUCAGCCCAAGAUGUAAACAUCGAUCCAGUGAGCAAUAGCAAAGCCAGUAAUGCUAGAAACACGGGCGGAGAAAUGGAAAUAUGUCCCCGUGGCCCUAAAUUGAAAGCCCAGGACCACGCCGAAGUUGUUGGAGCCAAUGCUGCAUUUCCACCCAUGAAGAUUAAAACAGAGCAAGUGGAGGAAGAUGAAUGUGUGGUUGUACAUGUGGACGAGGUUGAGGAAGGAGAUUUGGCUGAUAUAUUUACCAGUACAGGAGACUCGUCUGAGAGAGAUGGAAGUACCGAAGGGGAUAGGCCAUUUCACUGUGAAGAUUGCAGUGAGGCAUUUGGGAAUAAGGAGGAUUACUUGGAGCAUCGCAGCGAGCAUAUCCAUGAUGGUCCCAUAGUCUGCCUGGACACAGAUUCGCAGUGGGAUGACCUGCUCAUCUCGACCGACGGAGGCCGAAGAACGUUGUUCUGUGCUCUGUGUGGACAAAAGUUCUCAAGCUCGAAAGGCUUUUUCACCCAUCAACUGAAGCAUCGCAAUCAAGACAUUAAACAGGGGGCAGGUGACGGCUUUGGUGAGGGUGCAGGAAGACAGAAGCUUUUUGAAUGCAAGGAUUGUGGUAAAGCUUAUACGACUGUUGGUCAGUGUCUCAACCAUCAGCGUUCACAUAAGCAGGCCUCAAAGUCUGUGUUUCAUCAGCUUGCUCAUCUAAAGAAAAAGUCAUUUCAGUGCCCCACCUGUGGACGCUGUUACUCUCGGGCUUCGGCUCUUGACGCACAUCGUCGUUGUCAUGAGGUAAAGCUGGUUAAAUCCAAAACCUGUGAAACUGAGAAACCUAUGCCACUUAAUGAAUCUCCAGGUCAAACUGAAGACAACGGCACAAGCUCUGAACAGCCUGAGGGGCAUGAGCAAAAAGUUUUUCAGUGCUUCUGUGGCAAAUCUUUUCGCGCCAUGUGUGGUCUCAGUACUCACAAGAGAUUCUCAACCAGCUGUUCAGAUGGGAAGGUGAAGGAGGAAAUUAAGCAUUCGUUUGUUUGCUCUGAAUGUGGCAAGACCUUCGUUAGCUCUGUGGCUCUGUUGUGCCAUCAGCGUUGGCAUAAAAGACGGGCACAACUUGUCUGCAAUGGCGAGCCAUAUAAAUGUACAGAGUGCGGCAAGGUCUUCACUUCCCUCACAUUUUACAAUAAGCAUCAGCGAUUGGCGCACAGUGAAGAGCUGCCAGCGAAAUCAUUCCUUCAUCAAGUUAUUCAGCUCAAGAAGAAGGCUUUUGAGUGUCCGGAGUGUGGUCGUCGGUUCUCGCGAGCAUCCGCCCUGCAGUCGCAUCAGCUCUGUCAUACUGAUGUCUUCGGCGACAUCAUGGAGAAGAAGCCUGAGAUGAGCACAGCCACUCACACAUUAAAAAUGAACCAGAAUGACAAUGCCGACAGUGUGGUUAUUCAUUCUGUGGAGACCUCACACGCUCAAGUUCAAAAGAAAGAUUUGAACCUCACCGACACAGUAGAAGAGGAUGGGGCCAUUGAUGUUGAUUAUGAAGUUGUCCAUAUCACGGCUUCAGAUGAUUAUGAGAACAACAGUGGUUUCUCUCGGGAUCAAAAUCCUGAUCUUGAGUUAGUGUGUGAAUCAGACCAAGAGGAAAAAGAUGACUUGGGCUUCAAUUUGAGUCAGACAGCUGAAUCCACCUCAUCCCUGCAGUUGAAUCCAGAGAUUGAUGUCAAAAUUGUACAGAUUGAUUAUGAGCAUUUAAACGAUGAACCAUUAACAAAUGCGCAACUCUUGAGCAAAAGCCGUCCUCAAGAGGCGAAAUAUAAUUGUCCACACUGUGAUCGUAAAUUUGUCAAGGGUUCGUCCUUGCGCUGUCACAUACUUUGGCACAAGGGAUGCAUGGGGAAAAAAUCGGAUAGGAGGCAGAAGUUUAACGUAGUGACGCCAACAAAGAAGGAACUUUUAACAUGCAAUGUGUUUGGUCAUGAAAGUCCUUCCAAGAGUGCUGAUUGCUUUAACACAGUAAAGCAUGAGGAUAAAGUGGCGUACAAGUCUAUUUCAUACCAACUUGAAAAUCUGCAGAAGAACAACAUUAAAUGUGAAGAGUGUGGCAUGUGUUUUUCCCGACUAUCUGCACUGCAUUCUCACCAACAGCAUCACGAUAGAAAAAAAAAGACCUUUGCUUGCGUGCAGUGUGACAAGAGCUAUACGACCCCAAGUGGUCUGUACAACCAUCUGAAGGUUUGCUCUGGCGGUGCCAAAGACGAAAAGAGAAAGAAUUUCAACCCGACCAAGUCACUUUUGGGCCCAAAGGUUUAUCACUGUAAAAAGUGUGGUAAAGGUUUUUGGUCUUUGGGUGCUUUCUGUCAUCACAAACAAAACCACUCAGAGUGUGCACAUUUCGAAACAAGGGCCCCUGGUACGCCUGACACUGAGAACUGUCACAUACGACGGAAGAAAAGGGGUCGGAGGGGUGGUUAUAGAAGAGUGCACCCUAUGAAUUCAAGAGAGGAACACGUAUGCGAGGUGUGCGGCAAAUCAUACCACAUGCUAGGUUGUUUUCUUAAACACAAACUUGUCCAUGACACCCAACCUGCUGUCAAAUCUUUUGACUAUCAAGUCCAACAGUUGAAAAAGAACUCCUACCAAUGUCCCGACUGUUCAAAGGUUUUCUCGCGUGCCAUGGCCCUCCAGUUUCACAUGAAAAGUCAUGGUUUUGAGACUGGCCUUCCUUUGAUGGACUCUGACUCCUCUGAGCGACCUCAAUGCCCAACAUGCUACUCUUUUUUUGCAUCUGAGUCGAUACUACAAAAUCAUCAGAAGCACUGUGUAAAACCCCAGGACAAUGUGGAACUUCCACAAGAAUGUUUUGAGAGAGAGGAGCAAGACACAUCCUCCCAAAAAGCUAAAGAUGUUGUUGACACUUCUCAUUCAAAGGAUUCUAAAAAAGAACAAAACACACCUUUAGCUUCAGAUCUGAAAUACAAAUGUCAAGAAUGUAGCAGAAGCUUUUCUGUAAUUGGUGCUCUAAAUUUUCACAAGCGAAUUCAUCGUAAAGGUCACCAAUCUAAAAAGUUAAAAUCCAAUUCGGCAAAGCCAUUAAAGCUUGGUAAAGGAAAGCCAGAGAAGUGUUUGGCAAAAUCGCCUUUUGUUUGUGCUGAAUGUGGAAGAUAUUUUAGCACCAAUUCAGCUCUUGGCACACAUAAACGGUGGCACAAGGACAAAAAAUUUGCCAGAUUUCUCUCCAAGACCAAUAAGAUACACUCAAAGAAAAGUGUGGAUGGUGGACCUUACUUAUGCAAUGUAUGCGGGAAAGGAUUCUUCUACCUUUGUGUUCUUCGCCGCCAUCAACUACAUCACCCUACCAUGCAGACUCAACCCCAAAAAGAGCACGAAGUUGCCGAAACAAAUGGUGUUUUUACCUGUCCAGAUUGUCAAAUGUCUUUCUCAAGUGGGUCUCUUCUAACAUCUCACUUUGCAGACCACCACAGCAAGCCUACUGAGACUGAGAAACGACAGUCUGAAAUCCUCUCUGCAGAUGAGUCGGGUCCACCCGUCAAACUAUUGUACGCAUCUAAAAAGGAUGUUGCCAAACGAGAGAAGGCUGAGGUAAAACACUUUCAAUGCUCAUACUGUGAUAAGAGCUUCCUGAACAUACGUGGCCUUCGUGCGCACAAAUGGCAGAAACACCACAAGGUUAGUGAACGACCCACUGCCUCUCAAGAAGAGCGCUCUGCAUUUGUAAAGCCCUUUGCUUCUGAAGGGCCCCUUCGUAAAACGUCCAGCAAGAAAGAGCUGAAAGCAUCUACGGAGGAGGAUCCCGUACAGCACAAUCGAAAUUUCGAAUUUGCGAAAUGUUUUUUCAAAUGCGAUAAAUGUGCUAAAGCGUUUCCUAGCGAGGAACAGUUAAACGCCCAUAAGGAGGUGGCGAAGACUCGUCCGCACUGCUGCGCUCUUUGCUGCCGUGGUUACUGGACUGAAAACCAGCUGCAGCAUCAUCUCGCAUGGCACAACGAAGUGCGCCGGCGUCUCCCAACUGAGCUGCGAUACAGACUGAGUGCUUCCCUUGCACCUGGGCCUUCAGACAACCAGCAGGCUUUAUCACACAGAUCUGAGUCUACAGUCAAGCUGCCUGUAGCCCUUGUGUGUCCACAAGCGAAUAGCCAUAAAUGUCAGCAAUGUGGAAAAACCUUUUUGUCACCUCGUGCGUUGCAGCAGCACCAGACUCUUCACAAGGACGAGGAGCCGUACCAUUGUUCGCUGUGUUCACAGACAUUUAGCGAUCUCAGAAAUCUUAUCGACCACCAUCAGGAGUGCUUGGGUGAUAAAGAGUUAAAAGACAGUAGCUCAGUUUCUGAAGUAAGAGACGCUGCUAACCUGACAUGCAUUGAGUGUGGCAUUUCCUUCAAACAGGAAACAGAACUGCAUCAGCAUUAUAUUGAACAUGCACGUGGGUUCUAAAACUUGAGAAAAAAAAUGCAUGGAGAGGGAUAUUGAUAUCUAACACACUGUUUACUGCAUCUGCACUGAUUUAAUCGAGUUUUGUGACCUGCUGUGAGUGAUAUGACUGUAUGCUUAAGGAGUAAGGAAAAUGGCACUAUCAGCUUUUAAAUUCUAAAAUACAUUUUAAAAAAGAAUUGCUGAAAUUGUUGUUAAGAGAAAAGGCCCCAUAGCAUUAUUGCAGAUGUCCUCUAAACCAAAUUAUGUGUUGUAAUUACUUGCAUAAAAGCUGUGCAUUUCUAUCAUUCCCUUUAAAAUCUUGUUAGAUCUCUCCAAGUUCUAUCUAUUUAGAGGUUUUUAAAAGAUUUACUUUACCUCAUUUUUUUUGACUGCUCAAUGUUGUGUCUGUGUUGAUUUCUAUCACCUGGCUUGUACUUGAAAAGGGUACUUAAUUUGAACUACCAAGUUCUUUGCUAGAUAUUUUUUGUACAUGUUAUUUCAAAAAUUGUUUGAAGAUUUUUUUUAUAAGCAUUAGCCUACAGCUUAAGCCUCAUGUGUGGUCAUGCUAAACUUUGAUUUGGGAUUUGUACAGCUUCUGUUAACGCCAGUGCCAUUGUUCCUUAAUUGCUAUUGACAUUGACAUGACAUUUUUACAGACCACAAUUCCGUUGCAUUUAGGUUUCUGUUUGCAUUUUAAAAGUUUUCAUCUUUCUACUUUUUGAAAACAUUUGGGGUUUGACGUUUCUCUUGAAAAUGAAGAUUUCCUUUCUAGAUAUAAUGUUAUAUGUUCCUUGUGAAAUUGCCCUGAAGUCAUGUUAAUGACAUCAAGAAUGUAUGAAUAAGAUGCAAAUGUCAAAGCAGAAGCAAGGUUUUUUGUGUAGGUACUGUAUAUGGCAUUAUGAAUCAUAAAGAAAAUGACAAAUUAUUUGAACAACCGAAUCACCUUGUGAUAUUAAAUUGAAUAGUUAUAUUAACAUUCCAUUUUGUUGUCUUGUCUGGGUGGUGACAUUAAAGGUUUAUGGGUUGGUUUGUUAAUAAAGAACCAUCUUUUAAUUCCCUUAUAAAGUUGAGUCAUUGAUCAUAAUUUCAGCUUAUUAAUAUGUAGCUGAUAUGUUGGCUGUUAUACAUGACAGUGGUGGUACAGAAGCCGUGGUUGUUAAUUGAUCAAUUUGGUGGUACAGUAUCAUUGAAUGGUAUGACAUAUUUUUGCAUUUAGCAUGCUUUUUGUCCUUGGGAAAACUGAUAAAUAUUAACAUGAAUAGUUUAUUUUACCAGCAGAUUUAUUUAAUGUUCUUACAUGCAAAUAUUUGUUGUAGCUGGCUAAUAAAACCCAUUGUUUGCAUUA
Pimephales promelas (fathead minnow) is the source of this 5899-nucleotide messenger RNA. RefSeq lists its product as uncharacterized. The record is from RefSeq and is a predicted model, not a curated record. Gene Ontology annotation, molecular function: DNA-binding transcription factor activity, RNA polymerase II-specific; RNA polymerase II cis-regulatory region sequence-specific DNA binding. Lineage: Eukaryota; Metazoa; Chordata; Actinopteri; Cypriniformes; Leuciscidae. Gene Ontology annotation, biological process: regulation of DNA-templated transcription.